AUGGCUGGCAGAUUCGAGCCCAAGGUCCCCGUUCGGUUGAACCCGCCCAAGGACGACCCCAUCUCCGUAGAGGAGCUGGCAAAGGCAACUGUCUUUGCGGGAAAAGAUGCGUCAAGAGCCCUUGGAAAGACAUCUACCAAGCCAGAGGAUGUCCGGCCGGAGUGGCAUGACCUGGAGGAUAAGGAGAUAGAGACGCUCAACGACUGGAUCACAUUCUUUUCCAAGCGCUACAAUGUUGUUGGUGUUGUUGAGGGAGCUGAAAACAUGGAAUAG
Molecule: messenger RNA, 273 nt
Organism: Metarhizium album ARSEF 1941
Lineage: Eukaryota; Fungi; Ascomycota; Sordariomycetes; Hypocreales; Clavicipitaceae
Product: Cytochrome b5
Exons: 2
Coding region: 1-273 (90 amino acids)
Cellular component (GO): endomembrane system; membrane
Source: RefSeq, a predicted model, not a curated record